This is a messenger RNA of Cylas formicarius (sweet potato weevil), 1418 nucleotides long. RefSeq lists its product as uncharacterized. Gene Ontology annotation, cellular component: transcription factor TFIIIC complex. Gene Ontology annotation, biological process: transcription by RNA polymerase III. Lineage: Eukaryota; Metazoa; Arthropoda; Insecta; Coleoptera; Brentidae. The record is from RefSeq and is a predicted model, not a curated record. The coding region runs from base 100 to 1221 and encodes 373 amino acids. The transcript is spliced from 2 exons.
UUUGCUACCGGAAUUUAAGAAGAAGAGAGACAACCUAAAAUUUUGGGAACAUUUUUCAUUUGUUUAGAAAUAAAAAAACUGGCAAUAUAUUGUUUAUCUAUGGACGAAAAGGCAGACCCCACAAAUUUAGAAGAAAAUGCGAAUGCUGAGAAUGGUACUUAUAUUUUCUUAGAUUUUAAUGGAAAACUUCCAAGUGAAUCUCUUGAAGAAAAAACAUUUCUUCGCAUUGCAAAUCUACAUAAAGAGCAUCCCCUCAUACAAGUCAACGAUUUAGUUUUUAAAGGUAAAUAUGAUUACAGCAUUGGCACAAACUUAUUUUUUGAGAAAUGUGAUGGGCUUGAAUCACCUGCAUUAUCAGUUUUUGAAAAAAAGCCUGCCAAGUUUGUAAUAUCGCAAAGCAAAGUGAUACAUUUUAAACAAGCAAGGAUUUCAACUCGAAAAUCAGACAUUCCCUUCAAUAAACACAACAUAAAUUAUAAUUUAGACUGGGAUUACAAUGAACUUUUAAAACAAUUUGAGCAAGGCUCCCUAGAUUUAAAACAAUUAGUAAAAAGUCAAGACAAUGACAUUGAAAAUGAGGAUGAUGGAGUUACAAAGAAAAUUCCUGAAAAAGAACAAAUUGUAACAGAACAUGUUGACAAUAUGGAUACUCAUGAAUUCGAGAGUUUGUUAGUUAAAAAAGCUCCAGUAGAAAAAACUGAAAAACACAAGAGUUUGGAAUGGGAGUACAUGAAACUUCAAAUGUUAGCCAGACAACCAAUGAGAACCAAAACCAUUUCAGAAGUUGUAUCUGUUUCUGCAUAUCAGGAUAUCUAUGAAUAUAAAAGUGUUGAGUGCAAAGUUUUGCAGCCACCUUUAUUUAAGACAAGUAUUAUAGGCUUAUGUGAGGAGACAUUAUGGCAGUUUAUAGACCUCAAUAGAUGCUGUACAAUUGGUCUUAUUUCAUUGUCCAAUGAUUUUCCAAGAAAACUGACAGAUUAUGAAAAACAGAAGAUUUUAACUCUUGAAAAUUUUGAUAAUUUAUCAUUGCCAGUUAGGCUGAUUGUUUUAAAGGCUCAGAUAGAAAAACUUGAAGUUCACAUAGAAAAGCUCCAAGAACAGGAUUUGAUCAAGGUUGAUGAAUAUGGUCGGCAACCUCAGGAAACAUUAAAGUUUUAUAAGAAGUUAGUUAUGUCAUUACAAAGGAAGUUGAAACAAAUAUCAGAAACUACCAAUGAAUAACUUUGAACAAAAAUGUUGGAUACAAUUUUGAAGUGAUUUUUGAAAAAUAAAAGUUGAAAAUAGAAAAAUGGAGUCUUUCACUUCGGGUAAUGGAUGGAAUGAAUUUAAUAUAUGGAGCUCCAAGUACUGGAAUCUGUCAGCAAUUAGGUAUAUUGGAUACCUAUCUAUUGAUAUGUCCAUUUAUUUUUAAAUAAAAC